Colossoma macropomum (tambaqui) is the source of this 3396-nucleotide messenger RNA. It is a transcript of the gene prkcg, whose product is annotated as protein kinase C, gamma. The transcript has 17 exons. Bases 414 to 2501 code for a protein of 695 amino acids. NCBI's taxonomy places the organism in Eukaryota, Metazoa, Chordata, Actinopteri, Characiformes, Serrasalmidae. Gene Ontology annotation, molecular function: diacylglycerol-dependent serine/threonine kinase activity; zinc ion binding; ATP binding. The record is from RefSeq and is a predicted model, not a curated record. Gene Ontology annotation, biological process: protein phosphorylation.
CUCUCUCUCUCUAACUCUCUCUCUUCACCUCAUCUGCUCAUCCUGUUGGUAAAAACAGAAUCAAUCAAAUCUUGGAAAGUGAAAAUCGCCUCUUUGUCUCGGCCCCUCUCUGCUCUCUAUUGGAUAAAGGGAUCGGGAGCCCACCACCACCACCUCCUCCUCCACUCCUCUUUCGUUCCUGGAAAGCUCCACUCUCCUCCCUCACUUUCUUCCUCUUCUCUUUUCUCUUUUUUUAUCCUUUUUUUUCUUCGGGGGCUGUUGCGAGUUUGUGGACUUUUUCUUUUCUUCAGCAUCACGUUUUCUUCCACUUUUUAUGAGUGAGGGUCGGCGGUGAGGACACAUCGAGAGGAAGAGGGGCGAGCGAGAAGAGCGACUUUGACCAGGUGUGCCAGCCAAACAGCUGAAAAUACAGCAUGUCUACCCCAGUCUCUCCAUCUCCCUCUCUCUCUCCGCUGGCCCUGUCCUCCCCAUCUCCCUCCUCCUCUCCUCUUCCCUCGCCCCUCUCUCCUCCACCCAGGCUGCCAGUCUUCCAGAGGAAAGGAGCCCUAAAGCACAAGAGGAUUGUAGAAGUGAAGGACCAUCAGUUCACAGCUCGAUUCUUCAAACAGCCCACCUUCUGCAGCCACUGCACCGACUUCAUAUGGGGUAUAGGAAAGCAGGGAUUUCAAUGCCAAGUUUGCAGUUUUGUGGUGCACAAACGCUGUCACGAGUUUGUGACUUUCACAUGUCCUGGAGCCAUCACUGGACCUAAAGCAGAGGACCUGAAGAGUAAACACAAGUUUAAGAUACACACCUACUCCAGCCCGACCUUCUGUGACCACUGUGGCUCUCUGCUGUACGGCCUCAUUCACCAGGGCAUGAAAUGCACCAGUUGUGACAUGAACGUUCAUAAGCGAUGUGAGAACAGCGUACCCAGCCUGUGCGGACACGACCACACUGAGAAAAGAGGGCGGAUUCAACUGAGUGUGCGAGGAGAGAAGGAGGAUAUAUAUGUCACAGUGUUUGAGGCGCGUAACCUGAUCCCAAUGGACCCCAACGGCCUGUCCGACCCCUAUGUGAAGCUCAAGCUCAUCCCGGACCCGAAGAGCCACAGCAAACAGAAAACCAAAACCAUUCGCUCCACUCUGAACCCCGUGUGGAACGAGAGCUUCACUUUUUCAGUGCGUGGCAGGCAGUGGGACAGGCGUUUGUCCAUAGAAGUGUGGGACUGGGACCGGACAUCUCGGAAUGACUUCAUGGGCGCUCUGUCAUUCGGAGUGAGUGAGAUUUUUCGUCGACCCGUCAGCGGCUGGUUCAAACUGCUCAACCAGGACGAGGGAGAGUACUACAAUAUACCUGUACCCGACCCAGACCUGCAGGAGCCAGACUCCGCUGUGUCUCCCUCUCUUCCUCCUGUUCCUGCUACCGUGGCAACACCUGUGCCUGACGUGAGCCCACCCGUGCUGAGCCCUGCACCCACCAGCGCACCAGCAGGGAAAAGCCGAGUCGGACUGCAUGACUUCAACUUCCUUAUGGUGCUGGGAAAGGGCAGCUUUGGCAAGGUGAUGCUGGCAGAGGAGAGAGGGAGCGAGCGGCUGUUUGCGGUGAAGGUGCUGAAGAAGGACGUCCUGUUUCAGGAUGAGGACACAGAAAGUGCGAUGGUGGAGAGAAGAGUGUUGGGGCUAAGCGGCCGCCCACACUUCCUCACCUCACUCUACUGCGCCUUCCAGACCGAGGAUCGGCUAUACUACGUGAUGGAAUAUGUGAAUGGUGGGGAUCUGAUGUUUCAUAUUCAGAUUGUUGGAAAAUUCAAAGAGCCACAUGCAGCGUUCUAUGCAGCAGAGAUAGCAGUGGGGCUCUUCUUCCUGCACAGCAAAGGCAUCAUCUACAGAGAUCUGAAGCUGGAUAACGUGCUGUUGGACAGUGAGGGCCAUAUAAAGAUAGCUGACUUUGGGAUGUGUAGAGAAGGCAUGCUGGAGGGAGACACGACACGGACGUUCUGCGGCACUCCUGACUACAUCGCUCCUGAGAUUGUAGCGUAUCAGCCGUACGGUAAAGCCGUAGACUGGUGGUCAUAUGGGGUUCUGCUCUAUGAGAUGCUGGCUGGCCAGCCUCCAUUUGAUGGGAUCGAUGAGGAGGAGCUGUUCCAGUCCAUCAUGGAGCAAAGCGUCUCUUAUCCCAAGAGUCUGUCCCGGGAGGCUGUCGCCAUUUGCAAGGGGCUCCUGACCAAGAACCCGGGCAAGCGCUUGGGAGGAGGAGAGGAUGCGGAGAGAGAGAUCCGGGAGCAUCCUUUUUUCCGCUGGAUCGACUGGGACAGGCUGGAGAGACUGGAGAUUCAGCCACCCUUCAAACCCAGAGCUGGAGGAAAAAAAGGAGAAAAUUUUGACAAGUUCUUCACGUCUGCUUCCUCCGCCCUCACACCUUCCGACCCGGAUGUACUUGCAGCCAUCGAUCAGGACGAUUUCCAGGGCUUUACCUUCAUUAACCCUGAUUUCCCUGCCACCCCUCUCACCGCUGUCUGAGAUCAUCAGCUUAACACUACCUACAACCUUAACACACACUAUAACACACAUUAAUCUGGAAUUAGUUGUUUUCCAAUGAACUGAUAUUAAUUAAAGUAGAUAACCCACAAACACUCUGCUGUACAGUAAAAUCACCAGUGUUAGCUGCUAGCAGUCGAGAGAAUCAAGUAUUUUCCAGAAAAAUAUGAACAGUAUACUCCUUAGGGUAUAGAAUAUAAUGCAUUUAUAAACAUUAUAUCUAAGCAUAUCUGAAUUUCAUUCCAAGAAAACUUUGAAAUGCAGAGUAUCAGAGCAAUUCACGCUACUGUAGCAGAAAAGGUCAACUGUGUGCAACAAAAACAGCACAACACAGUGUAGGCCAGUAUAGGUGGUGAUAUAAUCUAUAAUCGUUUUGCAUGUAACAAGUCAUCUUAUGUUAGAUAUUGUAUGCAUGUAUUCUAUUACAGUGAUUCCAUCACAUACAAUGCACAUGCAAAUAUAUUUUUGCCUCAGCAAAAAGGGAUUAAAGUUGUUUGAAGCACAAUUUUCCUUAAAUAUCUUUCCUUAAAUACGAUAUAUAAAAAAUGGUAUUAAUUAGUGCAUGAUGCCAUUCUUGUGUACAGUGGUCAGAAAGCCACUGGAGUUACUUCUAUAAGGUGCUGCGGUUCAGAUCAAUAGCUAAUGUUAUAAUUUUCAAUUUUAGUAGCAGCUGCUCAUGUUGUGUUGCAGUACCAAUGCUGAGUAGGCCUCUUUCUUUCCCUGGACAUUAGCACGUACAUCUCUCACUUUACUCUGUAUCAAUUUUAAUGUAACACAUAACUGAUAGCAUUUAUUAAGUGAUUUACUAUUAUAUGUAAUUAUAAAACAUGUAUAGGAAUGAUACACCUGAUUGUUAGAUAAGUUGUAAAUGAUAUAU